GUACAAUUAUUCUCCAGAAGAACUUAUCAACGACCAUUUAUUUUACCUUGAACCGGGAAAUAAUGUCUUUUCUCCUGAUGCUGAACCCAUAACCUAUCCUGAUAAAUGUGAAUUAAAUCAAUUACAUUUGAUUACUAGGCAUGGAUCGAGAUAUCCGGAAGCGGAGGAAGUUCUUAAAUAUGAUAGAUUGGAAAAA
Messenger RNA from Dentiscutata erythropus, 196 nucleotides. Lineage: Eukaryota; Fungi; Glomeromycota; Glomeromycetes; Diversisporales; Gigasporaceae. The record is from the annotation of a GenBank genome assembly.